ACUCCCACGGUUUAUAAGGUUUGAACGCACUCGUGCGCACGCAGAGCGCAUCUCCGCUCAGCACAUAAGUGCGCGUGCGUUACUGUCUGCCAUUGUGUGCAACGUCGAGGAUAUUCAGUUCUUACAAUGGCAAUGAGAACGUUGACCGUAUUGAUAGCAGUCGCGGGGUGUACCUGGGCUGCUCCCAGUGAAGCGGUGGAACAAGAAAAGGCUUUGGUUCCAAAGGAAGAUCAACAAAGGGAAGAUUUGUUAACUGCCGCAAGUAGUUCAUAUGGACGCAGUUAUUCUGAUUGGGGAGGCUACCCCAGCGCAAGCAGUUAUAGUGGGUACGGCGUCACAGGCUACGGCACCAUAGAUGACAAAUAUAACAACUACAAUUCUUAUUAUGGAGGCUAUGGUGGAUAUGACAACACAUACGGCUACAACGGUAACGCUGGUUUCGCCGGUAACGCCGGCUACGCAGGAAGCGCAGGCUACGGCGGCUAUAAUGACUACAACGGUUAUAAACGAUUUGGUGGCGGCUAUGGACUAAGUAAUGUAGCCGGCAACGGUGGGUAUGGUGGCUACGGAGGAAAUGGUGGACUUCUGUCUUAUUACGGGUACAACAGCCCGUAUAAUCAAGGAUCGUAUCACCUCGGCUAUGGAUACUACAGUAAAAGACCCGGUAAUAUCUACAACAGCGGUGUUACUCCUAGUUUAGUGACAGGAUAUAGAGGCUAUUCUAGAAGAUAAGGAAAACUAUAAUUUACUUAUUUUUAAUUACUGUGUAAGAUAACCAAAGUAAUUUCCCAAAGUUAAAUAUAUUAAAAACUGCACCGAAUGCUUUAAAUUAGCAAAUAAAAGAUGUUAUAUAUUUUUAAAACUUUAUUUCUAACAAUAUGACAUACACGUUAUCUUAUUUCAUACAUCAAUAUUGUAUUGAAAAUAUUUAAAAAUUAAAACGUUAAGUUCUAGUACAUAACUACACGACUCUGCAAAGUGGUGUCAAAUAAAAUCAUAACGCUAAUCCGAACCAGAUGCACUAGUCUGUUUCUUCAUGGAUUUCAACGCUCUUUCGCGUAAUUUUUUCUCCAAGUCCUCAUUGUUUACCUUGCCCUCUUCCUCUUCUUCGGCUUCGUCACUGUCGGAGGAAUCAUCUUUCUUUUUCGAAGACUUCUUAUGUUUUUUAUGUUUCUUAUGCUUUUUCGAAUGCUUUUUGUGUUUCUUGUUCUUUUUAGAUUUCUUAGGCUCGUCACUGUCCGACUCUGAUUCAGAUUCAGAAACCUUCUUCUUAGAUUUCUUUUUAGUUACUUGAUCACUAUCAGAUGAAGACUCUUCUUUUUCGCGUUUCUUUCCUCUCUUUUCACUUUCAUCUCGCGUCUUUGUUUUGACUUCCUCGAUAUGUUUGGCUUUUGCCAAUUUCUCUUCUCCCUUUUUUGCCUUCCCUGUCUCAGGUGAAAUCAAUUUUUCUUUAGAUAGUUCUGCUUUCUUGCUACGUUUGAUAUCCAUUUCAGAACUAGUAUCUCGUUUACCAACUUUCUUUUUGGAUUUUUCAUCACUUUCCGAACUUUCGUCGUGUGAAUCUUCAGACUCAACUUUUUUAGAUUUUGACAGCUUUGUGUCAGAUUUUUCCAAUCUUGAACGUUCCAUGCUUUCAGCGU
This is a messenger RNA of Plodia interpunctella (Indianmeal moth), 1640 nucleotides long. RefSeq names its product keratin-associated protein 19-2-like. The transcript has 3 exons. NCBI's taxonomy places the organism in Eukaryota, Metazoa, Arthropoda, Insecta, Lepidoptera, Pyralidae. The record is from RefSeq and is a predicted model, not a curated record. Bases 127 to 732 code for a protein of 201 amino acids.